CCAAAGUUUGUGUUCCCAAUCCUAUGGAGAAUAAAAGGCAAAGAUCAAAAUUUAACUUUUCCUUUGGUUUAUCACAGUUCACCUCCAAACUGUGUGGUAACAAAGGAAGCUGCCUUACACAUCAGGUUUUGUUGACACCGGAAGUGCCUCGCUGCCACGAUUUGAGUUUCUUUACUGGGGAAGAAUGGCUAAAUUCGUGCUUGCUGGUCAAACGGACUGUCCUUAUUAUGCCAAAGCGGAACUUUUAGCGGACGCUCUGCAGCGAUGCCUGCCGAACUUCAGAAUCCAUAAGAUCUCCAUCCUCCCAGAUGACUGGAAGGAAUGGCUGGAUACCACUUGCAAAACCAAUAACUGGAAACAUGAGGAUUCCCCUCUGAUUUGGAGGGAGCUGGUGGAGCAAGGGGGCAAAGGGAUGCUCCUGGGGGGCUUCAGUGACUUCGUGCAGCACUGUCAGGAAUACUACAACAUCACGUCUGACAUGACCAUGGAUACGAUGCUGAGUAUCGCAGCAGAGAAUCUGGAGGCCAAGCUGCUCCUCAUGGAGGAGGAGAAGCACCGCCUCAGCCUCAUCAAACCUCUCCACCUGUGGAUCAGCAGUGCUCUCAGCCCAACCAGCCACUUCCUGAUCCCCAACCUGCUCUCUGCGAAGGUGUUCCCCCUCGCUUCUGUAAUCAGCCUCCACCUCCUGGACCUGGAGGGCGACGAGGAGGACCUGCAGGGGCUGAAGAUGGAGGCUGAGGACCUGGCAAUCCCUAUGCUGCAUCAGGUGACCGUCCACACAGAUCUGGAGCAAGCCUUCCAAGGAGCGGAUGUCAUCCUGCUCCUGGACGAGAGCUGGUCUGAUGACAGCUGCUCUGAUGAGAGGUGGUCUUCUGACAGCGACGAAGCGAACGCCGAUGAGCAGGAGAAGAAAGAGAAGAGCAUAAAUGAAAUCACAGAAAUCUACAACAAGUACGGACGACUGAUCAACUCCAGGGCAAACGAGGAGGUGAAGGUGAUCGUGGCCGGGGACUCAUUUGUCAACCUGAGAUGCUCUCUCCUUUUGGACAAUGCCGACUCUAUUGAGACCCACCGAUUUGUCGCAAUGGCAACCCAUCUGGAGAAUGAAGCAAGGUCCCUACUGUCAAAGAAGCUGAAAGUUAUGGCGUCAGAUGUCACAAACGUCUACGUGUGGGGAAAUAUCAGUGGUAGUUUCUACGUUGACGUGCAGAGGACGAAUGUUUACAACUUCGAUGGGGCAAUUAUGGGACCAGCUUUCUUUUCCCAGCCCAUCCUGACCAUCUUCCACGACAGAAAAUGGUUGGACACAGAGUUUCAGGACUUGGUUCGAUGUCAGCGUGCAGCUGUGGCUGAAAAGACCUGCCAGGCAUCUGCCAUGUCCAACGCCAACGGGGUCCUCACAAUCUUGAGGGCUUGGAACGGCGAGUGCAGUCCAGAUAGAGUCUUCUCUCUGGGUGUCCUAUGUCCAGGCCGCUUCAACCUCCCAGAUGGCAUCGUCCUCUCAGUUCCAGUGACCUUCACAGAUGAUAAAUGGUCCCUGUUUGAUGUGCCUGUUGGUUACGAGCUGAACGAGAGACUUCAGGUUUCUGCGAGUGAACUCAUGCAGGAAAGAGAACCUGGAUCAGAAGAGUCUGAUGACGAGCUGGACAUCUGAGACAUUAAAACAGGAAGCCAGCUCCACAUCUCAUGUUUGUUUCAGUUUGUUCUUUUAUUCUCUUCAGUUUCACACAUGGAGUUGCAGUUUUAUUUGACCGAUUUCAUGACAACAAAUCUUUUGCUCGCUUUGUGAAACUUACCCACAGCUGUUAAAUGUCCAGAUGUAAAAGAUCAAACUGAGUUCUUUAUGGAAAAGGGAGAAAUUAGAAAAUAUAUUCCUUUUUUUUAAAGUGUACAGUUCAGUUUAAUAUAUUUGACGCAGUAUUUUAAUCAUAAAACACACGACUACCAUACACAAACUAGUCUGUUAAUAUCCUCGAAAUCCACC
Messenger RNA from Platichthys flesus (European flounder), 1984 nucleotides. It is a transcript of the gene mdh1b, whose product is annotated as malate dehydrogenase 1B, NAD (soluble). NCBI's taxonomy places the organism in Eukaryota, Metazoa, Chordata, Actinopteri, Pleuronectiformes, Pleuronectidae. The transcript has 10 exons. Gene Ontology annotation, molecular function: L-malate dehydrogenase (NAD+) activity. Gene Ontology annotation, biological process: malate metabolic process; tricarboxylic acid cycle; oxaloacetate metabolic process. The record is from RefSeq and is a predicted model, not a curated record. Bases 185 to 1654 code for a protein of 489 amino acids.